AGUUCACUAGCAGAGCAGGGGACGUGCCCGAGAAGUUGAACGGUCCGUUGUUGUCUAAAAAUCAAACACUUCUGCAAAUAAUUGUCAACAACAUGGCAGAGAGUGACUGGGAUACAGUGACAGUUUUGAGGAAGAAGGGAUCGGCUGCGCAGUCAAAGUCUAAGCAGGGUCGGGGUGAUAGAUGAUGCCAUCGUUCAUCACCGAUGGCUGACAGACAUCACGAUGUUGAGCCUGCAUCGUGAUCCCCUGCGUUCUGUCUCGCACACAGCUGCGUCCACGAAGCUUUCAAAGUUUACUCAACCGCGGACGGAUGAGCUCGACACAUGCAUAGUAUGCCUGCACUGUCGGAUGCAGACCGUCCGUGUGCUCACAAAAAUCGGGCUGCAUGCGGAUGGCGUGUGCGGACACUUCUGAUGACGACCCCCCCUUUCCCCCACUCACCGAUGUAAUCAUCCUUCGCAGUGUUUCACUGCAGACAUCAUCCGAUGCCGAUUCGGCUAUUAUAUCUGCUCAGAGGAAGGGAGAUGCCGUCGAAACAUCCAAGAAAUGGGCUGCUGGACAGAACAAACAGCAUGUUGUGACUAAGAACACAGCCAAGCUGGACCGCGAGACAGAGGAGCUCAGCCACCAGAGAGUGCCUCUGGAAGUAGGGAAGGUGAUCCAGCAGGGCCGCCAGAAUAAAGGCCUCACCCAGAAAGAUCUGGCUACUAAAAUCAAUGAGAAGCCACAGAUCAUUGCAGAGUAUGAAUGUGGCAAGGCCAUUCCCAAUAAUCAAGUCAUGGGGAAGAUUGAGAGAGCCAUUGGCCUCAAGUUGCGUGGAAAAGAAAUUGGUAUGCCUCUUGAUUCUGGCCCUAAGAAGAAAUGAGUACAAAAUCCUCGAAAGGUCCACCAUUCACUGAAACCUUUCAGUACUUGUAUGGUCUUUACAGUUAAUCUUUAUUAAUUGCUGCAUUACAUCAUAUUUUCUCAAUUCAAUGGUGGACCAGACAUGCUUAUAUUGCCACCUACACAAAAGGCUUUUUAUCUAACGUUUUAUGUCAGAUGAUGAAGACUUGGAUUAUUAUUAUUAUUAUUAUUAUAUAAUCAGCUUGCUCACUGCUUUGAAAUAAAAACUUAUUUCUAAUGUC
This is a messenger RNA of Carassius gibelio (silver crucian carp), 1127 nucleotides long. Its product is annotated as endothelial differentiation-related factor 1 homolog. The record is from RefSeq and is a predicted model, not a curated record. Bases 386 to 865 code for a protein of 159 amino acids. Gene Ontology annotation, molecular function: DNA binding. Gene Ontology annotation, cellular component: nucleus. Lineage: Eukaryota; Metazoa; Chordata; Actinopteri; Cypriniformes; Cyprinidae. The transcript is spliced from 6 exons.